UUCAGUAACGAAAGAGAAGUACUAAUUAAGCAAAAUGCCAGGGGAGACUCUUAUUCCCUCAAUUUCCUUUUUCCUUCUGUCUUACUUUUGUCUUACAGUAUUUGCGGAUAGUUGUGGUAAACUAUUUACUUUAACAUUAGUGUUCCACUUUGCAAUCUUUUGGUGUUUGGUUUGGUCCAGGGUGUUGUUUAAGUUGGGAUGGGCAUAAUGUUUGCUCUGGUAUGGAUUAAUAGCUUGAACAGUAGUUAUCAGUAACAAUACCAUUCUCUUUAUCCUUUGAAAAAGUUGCAGAAUUUACUCUUUGUUGUUCAUGCUGCGUUUGUACGUGCUGCACUUUGGGAUAAGGUUCUCGUAUCUUCGUUGUCGCGUCCUACAGUGUCGGGUGAGAUGAUGAUACAAUGAUGAUUAUGCCUGUGGGCUGUGGCGAGGGCAUCUUUGCUUUAUCUAAAGGGCAAUUAUUAUUUGCUAAAUGCUGUCUAAUUAUUUAGUUCAGUUAUGUCUUUAGAUUAUUCUUAUUAAUUUUCUGCCUAUGGACUGAGGAUUAUGUCUCUGUCUUGCUCUCAUGUACUACAGGCUAUGUGAUAAUUCAGUGAUUGUGUUUUUAUUUCUUUUGUUUGGUUUGAUUUUUUUAUCGUUUGCUUAUGAAUACCAUAUUUAUCGUGUACUACAGAUGGUUUCGAGUUCAAGAAAUUUGAGAAAUGUGAGAAUCGUUACUGAAUCUAACAUUCAAGAAAGUAUUCAGCAAGGACACUCAUUCUCCCAACGUGAAGAAGGAUAUGCUGAUAACAUUGGUAUAUUCCUGGUAUUUUAGUCAUAUUAUCUAAUAUAAAUGUUUGGAAAAUUGCUUACAAGUAUAUUUGAUGCUAGGAGAAAAUGUUGCAAACGGUAAUAAACGAGGAAAGACAAGAGUGUAAGAUAUCUGGAAUAUGGACGCAAGUGAAAGGAUCGAUGUGGAGGUUGACGAAUUUGGAGUUCCUUAUGGUGAAGAGUCAUGCUUGCUGUCAUCCUUUCUUGGGACAAUUGCGAAAAACAACACCUUGACUCCACUGUCGAUUGAGAAUUGGAAAAGAAAGGAGUUCAAACCAUUUAAAAGACAGAUACUAAGCCUUACCAAGUCAAAGUUCCGCUACCCUGUAUGUUUAGAAAGGUGGAUUUUGCAACUUGUUGACAAGAAAUGGGUCGACUUCAAGUAUGAUUUAAAGAGCAAACACUUUGAUGUUGGGAAAACGGUGGAAAGUAUUAUGGAAGAGGGACUUCCAGAAGGUGUUACAGAUGCAAAUCAGUGGUACACCUUGGUAGCUAGCUGGUUUUCCAAGGAAAACAAAAAAAGAAGUGCAGUAAACCGUGCUAAUGCAAAGAAGAAGAAUGUUUUUCACACAGGAGGAAGGAGGAGCAUUGCAAGGACGAGAAAGCGACUGAAGGAAAAAUUAGGCAGAACUCCUACUAGGCUUGAAGUUUUCGAAGCUAACCAUAAGAGAAAGGAUGGGACAUACAUCAAUGAUCAUGCUAAGGAGUUCAUGGAUAAAGCAAAUGAAAUGGAGGGACCUAGUGAGGAGGUUUUCCAGAAGCUAGCAGGUCCAGAGCAUCCUGGGAGGCUUCGAUGCAUAUGGGGGUGCCAGUACUGCCCCAUCUUUGGGUUCUCGAGCUUCUUGAUGCCGUGAUGCUCUUAGAUGAAGGAUGUUGAAUCAUGAGUUUAUCAUGUAGGUUCUUUUGAGUAAUAUUCUAGUAGGUUGUUAUGUUUUUAUGGAUUGCCAAUGUUGUUAGUAGGGAUUAUAUUAUGGUACAUGGAAUUUUUGAGGUACGGAUUAUGGAUCAUGAAUCAUGGUACGGAUUAUGGAAUAUUGACGGUUUUGUAUGGUAUGUAUUGUACGAAUUAGUUAAGACGGUAUGAAUUUGGUCACUAUUGUAUAUUAGGUUUUGACCACCAGUUUGUAGUGACUAUAGUAUUUGCAACCAGGUUUCUAGUUUUGGUGGUCCUAUUUAGUGACAACUUUGAAUUUAUUUUUAGUGACAGCUUUGCAUUCUCUUUAGGGACGGUCUGAUAUCGUCACAAAUUAUUUUUAUAUUAGCCACCAAUUUAGCAGGGGUUUAAACCCUUGGAAUAAUGUAAUUCAAAUGAA
Linum trigynum is the source of this 2120-nucleotide messenger RNA. The record is from the annotation of a GenBank genome assembly. NCBI's taxonomy places the organism in Eukaryota, Viridiplantae, Streptophyta, Magnoliopsida, Malpighiales, Linaceae.